AUGCAGGAUGACGUCGGGAAUCGACCUUUUGCCUUGAACUUUGUACUUUUCUUCUAUGUACUAUGUUAUUAUCUCCAUGAACACAAUCUACAACUCUCAGCCACUGCCAAGUCUCUCAGCCCCUACUUCACCCAUCUGAAUCCACAUCGACGUCACGCCACCCCAGCCCCUGCCCCGCCAUACAUCUCAGAUCAACUUCUUUUUUUCAUCCCACCAUAUUCUCCCAGUGAACGGUAG
Molecule: messenger RNA, 237 nt
Organism: Penicillium hordei
Lineage: Eukaryota; Fungi; Ascomycota; Eurotiomycetes; Eurotiales; Aspergillaceae
Exons: 2
Coding region: 1-237 (78 amino acids)
Source: RefSeq, a predicted model, not a curated record